Molecule: messenger RNA, 3245 nt
Organism: Labeo rohita (rohu)
Lineage: Eukaryota; Metazoa; Chordata; Actinopteri; Cypriniformes; Cyprinidae
Gene: otx5
Product: orthodenticle homolog 5
Exons: 3
Coding region: 255-1148 (297 amino acids)
Biological process (GO): regulation of transcription by RNA polymerase II; multicellular organism development
Cellular component (GO): nucleus
Molecular function (GO): DNA-binding transcription factor activity, RNA polymerase II-specific; RNA polymerase II cis-regulatory region sequence-specific DNA binding
Source: RefSeq, a predicted model, not a curated record
GACGGAGACACGCGCACCGCGCGCAGCCCAAAUCGCCGAACUCACCGAACACCGGACACACCGAGCGCUGAUGCCCGCUGGAGCUCACAGACUUACAGCAUCUCAGAGACCGCAGAUAAACAAAGAAGAAAACUGAACAUUUGUAACUGACAGACAAUCAGCAUCAAAGAUCCAUUACAGACAGACAGAAGGAGAGAGAGAGAGAGGGAGAGAGAGAGAGGGGAGAGAGAUAGAGAGAGAGAGAGUUUAUAGUCAUGAUGUCCUACAUGAAACAGCCUCAUUACUCUGUGAACGGUUUGACUCUGUCCGGUACCGGGAUGGAUCUCCUGCACUCCGCCGUCGGUUACCCCAACACUCCGCGCAAGCAGCGACGCGAGAGAACCACAUUCACGCGGGCGCAGCUCGACAUCCUCGAGGCGCUGUUCGCCAAGACGCGAUACCCGGACAUCUUCAUGAGGGAGGAGGUCGCGCUCAAAAUCAACCUGCCCGAGUCCAGAGUCCAGGUGUGGUUUAAGAACCGUCGUGCGAAGUGCCGACAACAGCAGCAGCAACAGACCAGCGGCCAGACCAAACCCAGACCGCCAAAGAAGAAGUCGUCACCGGCCCGAGAGCCCAGCGUCAGCGAGGCCAGCGCCAGCACCAACGGCCCCUACAGCCCCCCACCGCCUCCGCCCGGCACGGCCAUCACCCCGAGCUCCAGCAGCACCAGCGCCACCGUGUCCAUCUGGAGCCCGGCCUCUAUCUCGCCACUGCCGGACCCGCUGUCGGCCUCCAGCACGCCCUGCCUGCAGCGCUCCGGCGCCUACCCCAUGACCUACACUCAGGCCCCUGCCUACGGCCAGAGCUACGCCGCCUCCUCGUCCUACUUCACCGGGCUGGACUGCAGCUCGUACCUGUCGCCCAUGCACCCGCAGCUGUCGGCCACAGGCGGCGCUCUCAGCCCCAUCACCGCCUCGUCGAUGGGUGGAGCGCUCAGCCAGUCGCCCGCCUCGCUCUCGUCUCAGGGCUACACCGCCGCGUCGCUGGGCUUCGGCACCGUCGACUGCUUAGACUACAAAGAUCAAACGGCGUCCUGGAAACUCAACUUCAACGCUGCAGACUGUCUGGACUAUAAGGACCAAAACUCCUGGAAGUUCCAGGUCCUGUAGGGCAUCUAGAAGUAAUUUCGCAGCACUUCUAAAAGGUUCCAAAAUGGGUUGUAUUGUCAGUAAUGCCAAAAAUGGGCCAUUUUUGGUUCCCCUAAGAGUGAACGGUUUUGAAAAAGUGUAAAGAAUCUGCUGAAAAAAACCCUCAGGGUUGGGGUUAACGCAUUACAAGUAACACAAGUUGUGUAAUCAGAUUACUUUUUCAAGUAACUAGUGAAGUAAUGGAUUACUUUUAAAGUUAUAUCCUAGUUCAAAUAAGUAACGCAAGUAAUGCCUAUGUUGAGAGAAAUCGGGAGUAAGUGCAGAGACAGAGGCUUUUAUUCAUCUUUUUUUUGGUGUGAAAGGGUCUUUACAGUUACCAACAAUAUGUUUUUUUGGUGGUUUUUUUUGUUAUGAAAAAAAACAAAUAAACAAGCUUAAUGUAACGCAUUACUUUCCAUAAAAAGUAACCAAGUAACGCAAUUAGUUACUUUUUCAUGGAGUAAUGCAAUAUUGUAACACAUUACUUUUAAAAGUAACUUUCCCCAACACGGAAACCCUCUUAGAAUUUGCAAUGGUUUUAAUGGUUAAAAGUUUAUGGUUUGUAAUGUUUAUAAUGGUAUUUGUACUGGAAAUCAUUAGAACAUCUGUAGUGUUUUUUACACUUUUAAAAUACUGGCAUUCUUUAUUGGCAUUGAUGGUUCAAAGAAACUUUAACAUCAGUUGAACCACUAAAGGUUCUUUAUAGUGGAAAAAUGUUUCUUUGAUAGACUUUAAAAAAGGAAGAAACCCUUGGUUCUCCUACAAACUGUUUAUUGAAAGGUUUUUUGGGAAACCCAAACUGGUCCUUCUAUGAAAUCACUGCAAAAACACCCUUUGGAACCAUUAUAUUUAGGAGUGAUAUUGUUUUGUUUUUCAGCAGCGUUGUCCUUUUGUCCAAUGGAAAGAUUCCAUGGAUGCUGAAUGUUCUUCAUGGAGCCACUGAUGAAGAACCUUAUUUUUAUGAAUGUGGAUCACGUUAUAACCAUAUUCAGAACUGUUCACGCACGAGUGAAGCGUUUGUAGGACACGGCUAGACGUACAGCUGACUGUCCAGUGUAGAUGGAAUUGUUUCUUACUGUCUGUCUUGAUUAUUUAUGAAUAACACUGAAUGAUGUGUAGCUGGUAGAUGAUAGAGAAAUGAACAGGUGCCGCACAGCUCACGUUUAGUGCGGUAACGCUUGCGUUAAAGACAAUCAUCAUCAUCAUCAUCUUCUGAACUGCUGAAUCACAGUUGUUUUAGGAGGGUUAUGAUUAGGCUAGAUGAUGUCUCAACCUUCAGAAUCCCAAAUGUGUGUGAAUCAGCUGCUUCUGAAGAACGAACCACAAAGUCCCGCUCGGAGACACCAGGAGCAUAGCAUGCUGGGAUUCCACUAUAAGUCACACGACAUGAACUCUAGCGCUCACUAGAGCUGAAGAUGUCUCAUUUAUGUUUUAUAUGUUUCCUUAAUUGAUGUAAUGAUUAGAACAAACAUCUGUUGUUUCUUCUACAGUUCUGAACCUGUGAAACGUUCAGUAUUUACGGCUCAAUUCGCUCAGUAUUUACUGUCGUUUACACGACUGUGAUUCUGAAACGUCAAACUUUACUUGAAUAAAAUAAUCAUGUGUUGAGUUACAUGGAAUUGAACAUCCAGCAAACUCUUGAUGUUUAGAUGCUGCCAACAAUCAGCGUUUGUUUUCUUGUCAAUCUCAGGGGUUUCUAUCGCUCACAGACGCAGAGGUUUAUCGGCUCUUAAUGCUCGUUUGUAAAUCAGCGCUCUUUUCUGAUGUAAGAUUCUGUCUUUCUUUGUAAUGUCCUGCUUUUUCAUUGUGUUUGCAUUUAGAGACUUGUAGUUUUGAGACUUUCAGUGAAUUAUGAAUAAACUAUUUCUUUCCAUAAAUACAGAACAGGUCAGUUUUGUUCAUUUAGUAAUUUUUAAUGAAUGAAUGAAUGAAUAACUAGAUAAAAAAGUUGGCAAGACGGAAAUCUUAAAUCAGCUAUAAAAGCUUGAAGUAUUAAUAUUUAGAUAGAUUACAUUGAUGUUGUUAGGAUGUUUCUAACAUGAUUAGCAAAUUACUAGCAUGUUGUUAGCAUGGUUGACA